Sinocyclocheilus anshuiensis is the source of this 1808-nucleotide messenger RNA. Its product is annotated as tubulin-folding cofactor B-like. The record is from RefSeq and is a predicted model, not a curated record. The coding region runs from base 260 to 1000 and encodes 246 amino acids. The transcript has 7 exons. Gene Ontology annotation, biological process: post-chaperonin tubulin folding pathway; tubulin complex assembly; cytoplasmic microtubule organization. Gene Ontology annotation, cellular component: nucleus; cell cortex; microtubule plus-end. NCBI's taxonomy places the organism in Eukaryota, Metazoa, Chordata, Actinopteri, Cypriniformes, Cyprinidae. Gene Ontology annotation, molecular function: alpha-tubulin binding; microtubule plus-end binding.
UCAAAGGUCAAUGUGGGUGGGCAGAAUCUUCCAGAAUCAAGUGGUGUGGUCUUUGACGGAAGAGCUUUUCUUACGAGCUAAAACAAGAAGAAGAUACACGGUUUUGUUGGUUUGAAUUCUGAAUACAGCCCUUAAAAUAUCGGAUCGCGUGUAACUGGUGAGAACUGAACAUGCUAACAGCUGACUGAAGCAGUGAAUAAAGUGAGAGCUUGUCACCUCGACCAGACCAGCAGCAUCAGAGUUUGGUUAGUAACGGAAGAUGGACGGGAGUGUGACAGUCAUCACCAACCCCACCGUGUCCGUGCGGGUGACCAGCACCGUCAGCUCCUUCGAGGUGAACCGGAGAUUCAACCGAGGCAUAACGAUCGCAGAGUUUAAGAGUAAACUGGAGCUGAUUGUGGGCACCCCAGCUGCCUUUAUGGACCUUGAGCUAUUUAGCACUUCAGACAAGCUCUUACAGAAGCUAGACAACAAUGAAGCGCUGCUCGGCUCCUAUCCUGUGGAUGAUGACUGCAGAAUACAUGUGACAGACUGCAGUGGUACACAAAGUGGGGAGUUCACUGAUUUGUCAAAGGUGGAGAAAUUUGAGAUCUCUGAUGAAGCCUAUGAAAAAAGGGCAGAUUCGAUACGGAACUUCAAGAAGAAUAUGAAGUUAGGUAGAUUUAAUGAGGAAAACAGGGCCAAGCAAGAAGAGGCUCUUGCUAAGAAAGAAGAGGAAGAGAAGGUGGCUGCUGAAGACAUUGCUGUUGGGAACCGCUGCAAAGUUCAAGUUCCUGGGCAACCUACCAAGAUUGGCACUGUUAUGUUUGUUGGUACAGCAGAUUUCAAACCAGGCUACUGGGUUGGUGUGAAAUAUGAUGAGCCGCUGGGGAAGAAUGAUGGCAGUGUGAAUGGGAAACGUUAUUUUGAGUGUGAGCCAAAAUAUGGCGUCUUCGUGAAGCCCCUCUCAGUAACUGUGGGAGACUUCCCUGAAGAGGACUAUGGUUUGGAUGAGAUGUAAGACUCGCCUGAUGAGCAGUCAGAAGCGUCAGAAGAAAGAUCCUCUUUCUUCCAGAGGUUUGGCUCCAUGCAGUGAGACAUUGCUGCGGUAGAAGGUUUUUUUGUCAUCAGUGCAGAUCAUUUUGUUUUAUGCUGGUCUGGAAGAGAUCAGUAAAAAUUGUACCUUAAUUUCCUGCAGUCAAACUCAAGGAAUGAUCUUAAACAACAUCUGUGCCCUGGCGACUAGAAGUAACUAGUAAGGUAAAUGUGAGAACACCAGCCAAGGUCAGAGUAAAGAAAAGCAUUCGCUUGCAUGUUGAUUGUUCAUUAUUGAAUUCCAAAGUUCUGCAGCUAAUUUGAGCCCAGACCGAAUAUUUUUACUUCAAACAAAACCAACCAACCACAACAGAAAAUGUUCUUCACGUUUUUGCAGUUCUGUGCACACUGUAUUGUACUAAUGAAUUCCUCCUUUUCAGCAGCCGAUUACAUUCUUAUGCCUCAAUAUGACUGUGUUGUAGGGUAUCAGACCCUCAUUCUCUUUGGCACUUUAGCGAUUAGCUCACUAAUGAGAUGUGUAAUGUAGAAUCCGUGGCCUCAGUUUUUCUAUGGUUCUGUAUUUUCAGUGUAAAUUACAGAAAUGUGACAAGAAGUCUUGUUUUGUUUUUUUUGUGAAAAUUGGCAUGUAAGUAUUUUCAUGCAUGUCGAAUUUACGUUUAUCAGAAAGGCCUAAUGUUUGUAUGGAAUUCUGUUUAGUAAAAUCUUUGUUUCAAAUAAAUCCAUGUGCCAAUUUUGAACAUCCUGCAGACAUAUGCCCAAAUUGUCUUUUUUUU